Messenger RNA from Coregonus sp. 'balchen', 9780 nucleotides. The record is from the annotation of a GenBank genome assembly. NCBI's taxonomy places the organism in Eukaryota, Metazoa, Chordata, Actinopteri, Salmoniformes, Salmonidae.
CAGCUUCGUUCCAUGCAAUGACAUUGUACCAAACAUUUACACAAUCUAUACGGGGAGUGUGUCUGUUCACAUUGUUGCUGUACAUGUUAUGAAAGACACACGUUGACCGACAUAGUUUUACAAUAUGACACCAAUGUCGACGGGAUUCACUGAAGAGCGACAGGGCAAAGCACAGGUAAACACAUAAAGCUGCUACAAUAACUAGCUAAACUACCCAAGCUAGCCUGUCACUUGCAGUCUGUUAGCAUGCUUACUGCUACUAGCAAGCUGCAGUUCAUGUAGGCUAGAUAGCUAACGUUUUCGAUGCGCUCGAAUGCUUGACAAUAAAGCAGGUUGCUUCAAUGGAUAUGUGUUGAUGAAAUCAAUGGAGGUUCGUUUUUGUGACAGCUAACCUGUGUGUGUGUGUGUGUGUGUGUGUGUGUGUGUGUGUGUAUAUAGAGUCCUGUAGGAAUGGAUUACAUCCCCACAGAAGAUGAGAGGAGAGUCUUCAGAGAAUGCAACCAGGAGAGCUUCUGGUACAGAUGUAAGUUACCAUGGGUAACACAGACAGACAAAAUAUCAAUACAUUUGACAGGAGCCUAUAUUUGAUAGGAGUCAAGUUCACGUUCAAGAUAUCAUUAAUUCUAGGUGCAGGUAUUGAUGCAUGGUGUGAUUCUAACCUUGUUUCUCCCCUCCCUUCCUACAGCCGUGCCCUUCUCAGUGGUCAGCAUGCUUGUCACUCAAGGCCUCAUCCAUAGAGGUAGGCCCACCUUCCAUUUCCCCUCAUCACUGUAUCUUACUGUACAUGUAUGAUCUUAUAUAGAAUAGUAGCUUCCAGUUAGAGAUACCUUAAUGACAAGUGCCAUCCGAGAUGAAGGUGACGAGACAGCAGCCAAAAAGAUGGAGGUGUUUGCUGCAGAUGAAGAGACAGCAGCCAAAAAGAUGGAGGUGUUUGCUGCAGAGGGCUGCAGAUGAAGGUGAAGAGACAGCAGCCAAAAAGAUGGAGGUGUUUGUUGCAGAGGGCUGCAGAUGAAGGUGACGAGACAGCAGACAAAAAGAUGGAGGUGUUUGCUGCAGAUGAAGAGACAGCAGCCAAAAAGAUGGAGGUGUUUGUUGCAGAGGGCUGCAGAUGAAGGUGAAGAGACAGCAGACAAAAAGAUGGAGGUGUUUGCUGCAGAUGAAGGUGACGAGACAGCAGACAAAAAGAUGGAGGUGUUUGCUGCAGAUGAAGAGACAGCAGCCAAAAAGAUGGAGGUGUUUGUUGCAGAGGGCUGCAGAUGUUGCACUUUUGAGGAGUGUCUGCAACCCACCCGGUCGACACUUGCCUUUUCUUCCAUGAAUUGGACUAGUGGCAUCAAGACUGACUCUCCUCUGUUCCUUCCUGUCUUAACCCUGGUGGCAUCAAGACUGACUCUCCUCUGUUCCUUCCUGUCUUAACCCUGGUGGCAUCAAGACCGACUCUCCUCUGUUCCUUCCGGUCUUAACCCUGGUGGCAUCAAGACCGACUCUCCUCUGUUCCUUCCUGUCUUAACCCUGGUGGCAUCAAGACUGACUCUCCUCUGUUCCUUCCUGUCUUAACCCUGGUGACAUCAAGACUGACUCUCCUGUGUUCCUUCCUGUCUUAACCCUGGUGACCUCAAGACUGACUCUCCUGUGUUCCUUCCUGUCUUAACCCUGGUGACAUCAAGACUGACUCUCCUCUGUUCCUUCCUGUCUUAACCCUGGUGACAUCAAGACUGACUCUCCUGUGUUCCUUCCUGUCUUAACCCUGGUGACCUCAAGACUGACUCUCCUGUGUUCCUUCCUGUCUUUUAGGAGCUCUGACGUCGUCGUCCAGGUUUGGAUCCCUCCCUAAAGUGGCCUGUGAGUUCACUGAACACAGACAUGUGUGUUUGUGUAUAAAGUGUGUGUGCAUUGUUAUUAUGAGAAGGUAACACAGUGUGUGUCCAGUUGCGGGGCUGUGUGGCUACCUGGCAGGGAAGAUGUCGUACAUGAAGCAUUGUCAGGAGAAGUUCAAGAGGCUGGAGCACUCCCCUCUGGGAGAAGCACUGAGACAGAGGACCAGACCCAACGCACAGUCAGUAACACACACACACACACACACACACACACACAUUCUCUCACUCACACACACACAUUCUCUCACUCACACUCUCUCACACACACACACUCUCCUCUUCUCUCUCAGGUCGUCUCAGGGCCCCCAGUCAGAGAUGAGUGACCCCGACCAGGUGACCUUUGACCCCAUGUUCCAGGCCUCUGACCCCCAGAGCCAGGUACACACAAAACACACACAUUUAAAUACUUUCCGAGUCCACCAAUCAAAUGUACAUAACAAAUGGAUCCAAACAUUUCUAAGGUCCCUGUAUGCAUGGCACUCAACAGUACAGAAAGCACCUCCUUCUCCAAACAGCUUGGCUGCCCACGACGGCUGAAACAGAGCAGUACCUAGCCAACUGCUUUCCUUCUCCAUAUAGCUCACGACGGCUGAAACAGAGCAGUACCUAGCCAACUGCUUUCCUUCUCCAUAUAGCCCACGACGGCUGAAACAGAGCAGUACCUAGCCAACUGCUUUCCUUCUCCAUAUAGCCCACGACGGCUGAAACAGAGCAGUACCUAGCCAACUGCUUUCCUUCUCCAUAUAGCCCACGACAGCUGAAACAGAGCAGUACCUAGCCAACUGCUUUCCUUCUCCAUAUAGCCCACGACGGCUGAAACAGAGCAGUACCUAGCCAACUGCUUUCCUUCUCCAUAUAGCCCACGACAGCUGAAACAGAGCAGUACCUAGCCAACUGCUUUCCUUCUCCAUAUAGCCCACGACGGCUGAAACAGAGCAGUACCUAGCCAACUGCUUUCCUUCUCCAUAUAGCCCACGACAGCUGAAACAGAGCAGUACCUAGCCAACUGCUUUCCUUCUCCAUAUAGCCCACGACGGCUGAAACAGAGCAGUACCUAGCCAACUGCUUUCCUUCUCCAUAUAGCCCACGACAGCUGAAACAGAGCAGUACCUAGCCAACUGCUUUCCUUCUCCAUAUAGCCCACGACGGCUGAAACAGAGCAGUACCUAGCCAACUGCUUUCCUUCUCCAUAUAGCCCACGACGGCUGAAACAGAGCAGUACCUAGCCAACUGCUUUCCUUCUCCAUAUAGCCCACGACAGCUGAAACAGAGCAGUACCUAGCCAACUGCUUUCCUUCUCCAUAUAGCCCACGACGGCUGAAACAGAGCAGUACCUAGCCAACUGCUUUCCUUCUCCAUAUAGCCCACGACGGCUGAAACAGAGCAGUACCUAGCCAACUGCUUUCCUUCUCCAUAUAGCCCACGACAGCUGAAACAGAGCAGUACCUAGCCAACUGCUUUCCUUCUCCAUAUAGCCCACGACGGCUGAAACAGAGCAGUACCUAGCCAACUGCUUUCCUUCUCCAUAUAGCCCACGACAGCUGAAACAGAGCAGUACCUAGCCAACUGCUUUCCUUCUCCAUAUAGCCCACGACGGCUGAAACAGAGCAGUACCUAGCCAACUGCUUUCCUUCUCCAUAUAGCCCACGACAGCUGAAACAGAGCAGUACCUAGCCACUGCUUUCCGUCUCCAUAUAGCCCACGACAGCUGAAACAGAGCAUACCUAGCCAACUGCUUUCCUUCUCCAUAUAGCCCACCGACAGCUGAAAACAGAGCAGUACCUAGCCAACUGCUUUCCUUCCUCCAUAUAGCCCACGACGGCUGAAACAGAGCAGUACCUAGCCAACAGCUUUCCUUCUCCAUAUAGCCCACGACAGCUGAAACAGAGCAGUACCCAGCCAACUGCUUUCCGUCUCCAUAUAGCCCACGACAGCUGAAACAGAGCAGUACCUAGCCAACAGCUUUCCUUCUCCAAAUAGCUCACGACAGCUGAAACAGAGCAGUACCUAGCCAACUGCUUUCCUUCUCCAAUAGCCCACACAGCUUGAAACAGAGCAGUACCUAGCCAACUGCUUUCCUUCUCCAAAUAGCUCACGACAGCUGAAACAGAGCAGUACCUAGCCAACUGCUUUCCUUCUCCAAAUAGCUCACGACGGCUGAAAUAGAGCAGUACCUAGCCAACUGCUUUCCUUCUCCAAAUAGCUCACGACAGCUGAAACAGAGCAGUACCUAGCCAACUGCUUUCCUUCUCCAAAUAGCUCACGACGGCUGAAAUAGAGCAGUACCUAGCCAACUGCUUUCCUUCUCCAAAUAGCUCACGACGGCUGAAACAGAGCAGUACCUAGCCAACUGCUCUGCCAAAGUUGUUGUCACCUCCCCCUAGCCUGCCUAGCCCCCCUGGCCCCCCCACAACAACACUAUAUGGUGUAUUUGACACACAGGAAAAUACAUAAUCAAACCAGCUUCCUGUUACACAAGACUGUUUAUGGAUGUGUGCUGUUGGUGAAACUACCUGUCUCACCUCGCUGGCUAUCAGGUCGACAAGGCGGUCAUGUCUAGCAAUGUACAAAUCCUUGUAUGAACGGCAACCAAUCACAACAUGGGCAACGGACUCCGUAACAUUUGACUCAUGUAGAAUACAAAAUGGGUCAUGGUUUGCAGGGUACCAGAGUGCUAGAUUAUAUUUUUGUUGGUAGAACUUGCAGCUUCGCCUUAACAGUAAAGGUGAGAAUGUCCUCGCCAAAUGGCAGCAUUCUGGUACAUGGAAUGGGAGACAGAGAGGUCAGCACAGUCCAGAACAGUGAGUUUCCCCCUGCAGCCUCAGGCCAGUCCAGUUUCCCCCUGCAGCCUCAGGCCAGUCCAGUUUCCCCCUGCAGCCUCAGGCCAGUCCAGUUUCCCCUGCAGCCUCAGGCCAGUCCAGUUUCCCCCUGCAGCCUCAGGCCAGUCCAGUUUCCCCCUGCAGCCUCAGGCCAGUCCAGUUUCCUCCUGCAGCCUCAGGCCAGUCCAGUUUCCCCCUGCAGCCUCAGGCCAGUCCAGUUUCCCCCUGCAGCCUCAGGCCAGUCCAGUUUCCCCCGGCAGCCUCAGGCCAGUCCAGUUUCCCCCUGCAGCCUCAGGCCAGUCCAGUUUCUCCUGCAGCCUCAGGCCAGUCCAGUUUCCCCUGCAGCCUCAGGCCAGUCCAGUUCCCCCUGCAGCCUCAGGCCAGUCCAGUUUCCCCUGCAGCCUCAGGCCAGUCCAGUUUCCCCCUGCAGCCUCAGGCCAGUCCAGUUUCCCCCUGCAGCCUCAGGCCAGUCCAGUUUCCCCCUGCAGCCUCAGGCCAGUCCAGUGUUGCAGUAGCUGCGUCCGUCUGAUACCGAGGAGUGUUGUCCUGGAUGCAGGAUGGAGAUGGGUGACGGAAGCCUCCACAACACAACACCCGCAGUCACUGGCUCAGUUUGCAUAUCAGUCCGUGUCCACCUGAGCUCCACUCAGUACUACACCAUGUGCUCUGUGUAAGUGUCCCGUUUUGAUUCUGUGUGUCAGGUCCCACCCGACGCCAGAGACUAUGGAUACAGUGACGCCCCCACCCCAGCAGCACAGACCAGCCGCACCGCUGCAGACAUCGACUACAACAUGCCAGGUAACCAUGGCAGCAAGCAGUAACCUAACUCUGGAUGGGGAGUCUGUUAGAUGACUAAUGUGAUGUAGUUGUUGAGCGGCUUCACUGCUAGUAUAUUGUAUGUUUUAAAUAUUCAAUAAAUAUAAAAAAAAAAAAAAAAAAAAAAAAAGUAGUAACCUAACUACAGCGUUAACCAUGACAACCGCCACGGGAUCCUCCUAGUUAACUGCCUGAUUAACCUCAGUCUGACCCUUUCCACCUCUCCUCCUGCAGCCCGACCUCUGAACUCUGACCUCUAACCUGUAAUCUUGGACGUCUCUCUCCCCUGCAGCCCGACCUCUGACCUCUAACCUCUAACCUGUAAUCUUGGACGUCUCUCUCCCCUGCAGCCCAGGGUCGUUUUCUAACUAGGAACCGAGCGGAGGGUGGAGUUGCCCCCUAGACACUGAUCUUAGGUCAGUUGCAAUAGGAAGUCCCACCCAAUAGGAAGUCCCACCCAAUAGGAAGUCCCACCCAAUAGGAAGUCCCACCCAAUAGGAAGUCCCACCCAGUUGGUUUCAUCUCGCUGUGAUAUUCUACCCUAUUGAUCUUAGGUCAGUUGCAAUAGGAAGUCCCACCCAGUUGACUACUUUAGAAUUGUCCUCAAUGACAAUGUCCAUGUUUAAACAAGUUAUUUCCAAGUAGAUAUCUAUCUACACUGAACAAAAAUAAACGUAACAUGCAACAAUUUCUCAAAUUUGACUGAGUUACAGUUCAUAUGAGGAAAUCGGUCAAAUGAAAUAAAUGUAUUAGGCCCUAAUCUAUGGAUUUCACAUGACUGGGAAUACAGAUAUGCAUAUGUUGGUCACAGAUACCUUACAAAAAAAAGAUAGGGGCGUGGAUCAGAAAACCAGUCAGUAUCUGGUGUGACCAGCAUAUGCCUCAUGCAGCGCGACACAUCUCCUUCGCAUAGAGUUGAUCAGGCUGUUGAUUGUGGCCUGUGGAAUGUUGUCCCACUCCUCUUCAAUGGCUGUGUCGAAGUUGUUGGAUAUUGGCGGGAACUGGAACACCACGGUGUUGUAUACGUCGAUCCAGAGCAUCCCAAACAUGCUCAAUGGGUGACAUGUCUGGUGAGUAUGCAGAUUAUGGAACUGGGACAUUUUUCAGAUUCCAAGAAUUCUGUACAGAUCCUUGCGACAUGGGGCCGUGCAUUAUCAUGCUGAAACAUGAAUGUGAUGGCGGCGGAUGAAUGGCCUCAGGAUCUCGUCACGGUAUCUCUGUGCGUUCAAAUUGCCAUCGAUAAAAUGCAAUUGUGUUUGUCGUCCGUAGCUUAUGCCUGCCCAUACCAUAACCCCACCGCCACCAUGGGGAACUCUGUUUACAUCAGCAAACUGCUCCCCCACGUGACUCCAUCUGCCCGGUUCAGUUGAAACUGAGAUUCAUCCGUGAAGAGCACACUUCCCCAGUGUGCUAGUGGCCAUUUGAAGGUUAGCAUUUUCCCACAGAAGUCGGUUACGACACCCAACUGCAGUCAGGUCAAGACCCUGGUGAGGACGAACGAGCACGCAGAUGAGCUUCCCUGAGAUGUUUUCUGACAGUUUGUGCAGAAAUUAUUCGGUUAUGAAAACCCACAGUUUUCAUCGGCUGUCCGGGUGGCUUGUCUCAGACCAUCCUGCAGGUGAAAAAGUCGGAUGUGGAGUUCCUGGGUUGGCGUGGUUACACGUGGUCUGCGGUUGUGAGACCGGUUGGACGUACUGCCAAUUUCUCUAAAGCGGCUUAUGGUAGGGAAAUGAAAUUUCAAUUCUCUGGCAACAGCUCUGGUGGACAUUCCUGCAGUCAGCAUGCUAAUUGCAUGCUGCCUCAAAACUGGAGACAUCUGUGGCAUUGUGUUGUGUGACAAAACUGUACAUUUUACUUGUCCUUUUAUUGUCCCCAGCACAAGUUGCACCUGUGUAAUGAGCAUGCUGUUUAAUCAGCUUCUUGAUAUGCCUCACCUAUCAGGUGGAUGGAUUAUCUUGGCAAAGGAGAAAUGCUCACUAACAGGGAUGUAAACAAAUUUGUGCACAACAUGAGAGAAAUAAGCUUUUUGUGCGUAUGGAACAUUUCUGGGAUAUUUUAUUUCAGCUCUUGAAUCAUGGGACCAACACUUUACAUGUUGCGUUUAUAUUUUUGUUCAGUAUAUCUGCACCUAGGGAAAACGUCACCCCGGAGCAAACUGUGGGGCCCUACCUGAAUUUGUCCAAUAAAGUGCUUGUGAUCGUUUUCCUGACCCCGUCACCUCUGACCUCUGCCCCCUUCCAGCCCAGUCGUUCCUGGAUGACGAGGAACCCAGGAGGAAGCCCAUCAUGUACGAGCACCUAAGGAACAAGAACCGAGAGAACUAUGAGGUCACGCUUACCCAGAAGGCUGAGACGCUGCUCAAACCAGAGCCUGACCGGCAAGAGAGGACCGCCCCCAAGAUGGACGGUGAGUCAGUGACUGUGUCCUAAAUGGCACCCUAUUCCCUAUAUAGUGCACUACUUUAGACCAGAGAAUGGCACCCUAUUCCCUAUAUAGUGCACUACUUUAGACCAGAGAAUGGCACCCUAUUCCCUAUAUAGUGCACUACUUUAGACCAGAGAAUGGCACCCUAUUCCCUAUAUAGUGCACUACUUUAGACCAGAGAAUGCCACCCUAUUCCCUAUAUAGUGCACUACUUUAGACCAGAGAAUGGCACCCUAUUCCCUAUAUAGUGCACUACUUUAGACCAGAGAAUGGCCCCCUAUUCCCUAUAUAGUGCACUACUUUAGACCAGAGAAUGGCACCCUAUUCCCUAUAUAGUGCACUACUUUAGACCAGAGAAUGGCCCCCUAUCCCUACAUAGUGCACUACUUUAGACCAGAGAAUGGCACCCUAUUCCCUAUAUAGUGCACUAUUUAGACCAGAGAAUGGCACCCUAUUCCCUAUAUAGUGCACUACUUUAGACCAGAGAAUGGCACCCUAUUCCCUAUAUAGUGCACUACUUUAGACCAGAGAAUGGCACCCUAUUCCCUAUAUAGUGCACUACUUUAGACCAGAGAAUGGCACCCUAUUCCCUAUAUAGUGCACUACUUUAGACCAGAGAAUGGCACCCUAUUCCCUAUAUAGUGCACUACUUUAGACCAGAGAAUGGCACCCUAUUCCCUAUAUAGUGCACUAUUUAGACCAGAGAAUGGCACCCUAUUCCCUAUAUAGUGCACUACUUUAGACCAGAGAAUGCCACCCUAUUCGCUAUAUAGUGCACUACUUUAGACCAGAGAAUGCCACCCUAUUCACUAUAUAGUGCACUACUUUAGACCAGAGAAUGGCACCCUAUUCACUAUAUAGCGCACUACUUUAGACCAGAGAAUGCCACCCUAUUCACUAUGUAGUGCACUACUUUAGACCAGAGAAUGGCACCCUAUUCACUAUAUAGUGCACUACUUUAGACCAGAGCCUAUAGGCUUCUGUGUGCCAUUUGACGCAGCCUCUGUGCCCAUGUUCAGAUACUUGUCCUAUGUGCGAGAAUAUAACGUUUCCCAGUAUGUGUAAUAUUAUUAUUAUUAUAUUUUAAAUGCCAUUCCGGCUUUUCAUCUAGUAUGAAUUGGCUGCACGUUAUUGAGAAAGAGAAGUCUUCAGACCCACUUGUCUGACAACAGCUGAUAAUCAAGCCAAUAGGGUCGUGUUCAUUAGGCGUUACUGAGGAAGAGAAGUCUUCAACAGCUGAUAAUCAAGCCAAUAGGGUCGUGUUCAUUAGGCGUUACUGAGGAAGAGAAGUCUUCAACAGCUGAUAAUCAAGCCAAUAGGGUCAUGUUCAUUAGGCGUUACUGAGGAAGAGAAGUCUUCAACAGCGGAUAAUCAAGCCAAUAGGGUCAUGUUCAUUAGGCGUUACUGAGGAAGAGAAGUCUUCAACAGCGGAUAAUCAAGCCAAUAGGGUCGUGUUCAUUAGGCGUUACUGAGGAAGAGAAGUCUUCAACAGCUGAUAAUCAAGCCAAUAGGGUCAUGUUCAUUAAGGGUGCAACGUUUCCAGAGAGGAGAAAAUAAUAAUGUUGUUCAUCGUCCCUUCAUCCUCUCCUCUAUUCUCUGCUCCUUUCAUUCUUUCAGCGGGGAAGAAGAAUGUCUACGGAGACAGCUGGGAGGAGGAGUGAGUCUCUCCAUCCCACCUCGUCAUCUGUUAUCACUGGCAGUGCUGAUUGCGCAACGAUACCCACAAAAAAAAACCAUGUGGUUGCUUUGCUAUGAUUUAGGUCUCAAUUUAUUAAAAUGGGAGAAUCUCAAUUGCUUUUCCUUGUUUCCCCUCUCCUCGUCUUCUCAAAACCCAUUGGAUGAGA